AGAGGCUGGAUUUGGACAGUGUAGAUAACAUGAACAGGGAAAGGCGCAUUGGCGUUUCUUUCCUUACACAGUGUCAAAGUUGUUCUCUUAAUAAAAGCCUCUCCCUGCUUGUAACUCGCAGAUGGUUGUUCGCAGAAGCAUGCUUUGCAAAAACUACCCGAGUAAAGCGUUUGUCAGCAGACUCGUUCUUCUCUGUUUCCACUUGAAUAAACGACUCGUAACGAUGUCGAUGCCAAAGCUGUCGGGAGAAAGCUCAGAGCCACCGGCGAACAGCGGCGCGUCACAGAUCGACGAAGGCACGACAGCAGCAGACGUCAGCGACGCGGGGGGCGAAAACGACCCCUCCUCCGCGGGAAAGUUCACAGAGGGCGAAAUGGCCAUCCACAGAAUCCAUAGACAAGCGUGUGCGGCAAAGAAGCAGAUGUACGUUGACCCUUCCAGCGGGUAUAAGGUGUUCACAGAGUAUGCCCACCUUCAGAGAGGGAAGUGCUGCGGCAGCGCGUGCAGACACUGUCCAUAUGGCCAAGUCAACGUGAAGGACCCCGCCACGAAGAAGCGGUUCAAUUCCCUGUUUUACGUAUAGACCUAACAGACUCGUGCCAAGGUAACGCGUUAGAAGCCUGUUUGGAAUGGAACCCACCACACGUUGCUUGUCUUCUGCCUGUCGUUAUUUGGACUACUUGAGUCAUUUUUUUCUUUUAGCCGUGUAAUAAAUGAUGAAAUAUGGGUAGUGUCUGUGCAAUACCUAUCUCUUAUGAAUCACAACUAUUCUUAGGAUUAUUUUCAUUCUGGCAAAAUGGGAAAGGAGGAGAACGGAUUUGUUCACUAGACCCUCAUGCAAAACAGUCUUUUAUCACAUUUUUGUUUUGUUCUGUUUUGCAGAUACUUGUUUUUUCCUCUCAGUGUCCAGUGAAAUGCCUUUGAGCCUCAUUUUUUCUUUUCUCUUCAAGAGUAUUUAAUAUUUUGUAGUAU
Molecule: messenger RNA, 972 nt
Organism: Pelmatolapia mariae (spotted tilapia)
Lineage: Eukaryota; Metazoa; Chordata; Actinopteri; Cichliformes; Cichlidae
Gene: lg17h1orf53
Product: linkage group 17 C1orf53 homolog
Exons: 3
Coding region: 122-583 (153 amino acids)
Source: RefSeq, a predicted model, not a curated record